AUGUCUUCUCUUCUCAAGCUGAGCCUGUUAGCGGCUGUUACCGCCGUGGCAGGUGGUGACGCCGUCCAUGCCAUCAAAGCCCGUUCCAUUGCUCCCGUAUGUCCCAAUCCAGCAUCACUGCUGUCGCUUAGUGACCCGCCUUACUCGAACUACUUCUACUCGGACUGCAAUGUCGCCGCGCAGGCCGUGAUCACCAGUCCACUCCCAGAUAGUGAUCUAUCGAUCAUUGGUCCGAGGCUCAUUGUAGCAUGGCCAGCCGGAAACAGCGGCGUCUGUGCAUUCUUCGAGCCGCAGAACGGCGUCAAUGGCUCGCUCGCUAUCGGGCUGGUCAAUUCCACCGGUGAACAGCUUUUGAACCCCGUCUACGAUGCACCUGCCAAGGGAAACGAGUAUCCCAGUGUCGGUAUCCAAGGCAUCCUUCGCUUUAACUCCUCCGCAACUCUGACAAUUCCGAUCCUGGGGAGUAUCCGCACGAUCCGUGAUUUCACUGAAGGCCCUAGUCUCCUUUAUCCUGAGAUCCAGGAUGCCGUGUCCUUUACCUCGAACAGCGACGGCAGCGCUACGCUCAAUCGGGUGUGGUUGGAUAACGCCACUUCUACAAAGCUUACCUUUGCUCCCAAUGGCACGAACAGCAAAGUUGCUAUCUCCAACAAAACCCUCACCUUUACCCCAGGAGACUACCAAUUCUCCGCUAAGAUGGACUACCCCCAAUUGUCCCAGCUUAAGCCCAGCGCAGUACUAAAUAAUGCUUCAACGGAUCUUACGACCAAAAUGCUUGACCAGACAAGUGCUCUCUCGUUCCUGUCAUAUUCUGAGAAGCUCCUUGCGGGUGCUUGGCGAUUCUUGACGUAUUUCGGCCGGGACUCAAUGAUCUCGGCGCUGCUUUUGGAACCUGUGCUCAGCUAUGGAAAUGGCAGCUCAAUGGAGGCUGUCAUUGGCUCGGUACUUGAGAGAGUGAACCGGACGGACGGAAGUGUCUGCCAUGAGGAAACUAUCGGGGACUACGCGACGUACACGAACUUGCAACAGAAUAUUAGCAGCAGUGCGAUGAUUUGCGAUUAUAAAAUGAUCGACUCGGAUUAUUACCUUCCUAUCUUGAUGGAGCGGUACUUUGUGGAGAACGCAGUUGGGCAAAAUAGAGUGGCUGCUUUUUUCAACCAAUCCUCGGGCAUCAACGAGGUAAAUAGGAACUUGACCUGGGGCCAGCUCGCAGAUAUCAACGCGGAGCGCAUCAUGCGCCUCGCUGCUCCUUUUGCCCGGGACCAGAGGAAAGAGAACCUCAUCCACCUCAAGGAAGGCCAGGUAGUCGGAGAAUGGAGAGACAGUGAAUACGGCAUUGGAGGAGGCCGUAUCCCCUUCGAUGUAAACACAGCCCUCGUCCCUGCAGCUCUACGCUCCAUCGCCACUCUCACCCGCCACGGCAUCUACUAUAAGCGAAAAGAUUGGGCCCGAGUCGCAGACGCCUACGCCCAGAUCUGGGAAGACAAAACACUCUCCUUCUUCGAGAUAAUUGUCCCACAAAAAAAGGCCCAAUCUCUCGUCGAGUCCUACGCCACCAGCUCCUUCGCCGGGCCAAGCCAAUCCAACUCAAUCGAUACAAGCGUCGUCUAUCACGCAGUCGCCCUCGAAGGAAACAACAACCAGACCAAAGUCGAAAUCAUGAACACCGACGACUGUUUCCGCCAUUUCCUCCUCAACACCACAAACGACGCCCAACUCACCUCAUUCCUGAACAACUCCGCUACCAACGUCCGCCGCACCUUCCCCGCAGGCCUAAUGACCUCCGCCGGAAUGGUCGUCGCCAACCCAGCCUUCGGCGAAGACCCCGUCUACGCGCAGAACUUCACAACAGGUGCUUAUCACGGCACUGUCAUCUGGUCCUGGCCUCUGGCUAUGAUGGCAAAAGGGCUAGAGAGACAAUUGGGUCGAUGCGAGGUUACAUCUAACGUACCCAUUUCAUCUCGCUCAAAGCAACGUGUCCCGGCGUUCUGCACGGAUGAUUCAGUGUAUAAAAACGUGAGAACGGCGUAUAAUGUGCUUUGGGAUAAUAUCGAGAAGAACCAGAACCAGCUUUCGCAGGAGGUUUGGUCGUGGGUUUGGAAGGAGAAUGACUUUAAGGUCACGCCCUUGGGUGUUAUUUCCCCGCCUGGCGGUGGUAGCCAGACCGAAUCGGACAUUCGGCAGCUUUGGUCGCUCGCUUUCCUUGCUGUGACUCGGAAUCGCCACUAUCAGUGA
Molecule: messenger RNA, 2235 nt
Organism: Penicillium canescens
Lineage: Eukaryota; Fungi; Ascomycota; Eurotiomycetes; Eurotiales; Aspergillaceae
Exons: 7
Coding region: 1-2235 (744 amino acids)
Source: RefSeq, a predicted model, not a curated record